Engraulis encrasicolus (European anchovy) is the source of this 909-nucleotide messenger RNA. RefSeq names its product olfactory receptor 4K3-like. Gene Ontology annotation, cellular component: membrane. The transcript has a single exon. The coding region runs from base 1 to 909 and encodes 302 amino acids. Gene Ontology annotation, biological process: detection of chemical stimulus involved in sensory perception of smell; G protein-coupled receptor signaling pathway. Gene Ontology annotation, molecular function: olfactory receptor activity; G protein-coupled receptor activity; odorant binding. Lineage: Eukaryota; Metazoa; Chordata; Actinopteri; Clupeiformes; Engraulidae. The record is from RefSeq and is a predicted model, not a curated record.
AUGUUGACUCUACCUCCAUUCUCUUUCCCCUACUCUGCCAGAUUCCCAGCCCUUGUUUUCUCAGCCCUGACGUAUCUGACAAUAAUCUGUUGCAAUCUGAUGGUCGUUGUGACUAUUGCUGUAAACCAUAACCUGCACAAGCCAAUGUAUUUGCUACUGAUUAACUUACCCAUUUGUGAUAUGAUAGGGGCUUCUGCCUUCUUUCCUCAACUAAUGUCCAGCAUUCUGUAUCACACCAGAGUCAUUCCAUAUUGGGGGUGUGUGCUACAGACUCUGUUUGCGCAUCUGUACGGUGGUGGCUCGCUUCUCAUUCUGACAGCCAUGGCCCUCGAUCGUUAUCUUGCCAUCUGUAUGCCGCUGUCUUACAACACCAUCAUGAGCAACAGUAACCUCGUUAAGAUCAUAAGCACCGUUUGGCUCUUUGACAUUGCUGUCAUACUGGUUGUGAUUGGACUUCUGCUCAGAUUGACCAUUUGCAGGAGCCACGUCGGUGACAUGUACUGCACAAACCCCGCUGUGAUGAAACUAGCCUGCGGUAGCACGCAUGUGAAUAACCUGUAUGGCUUGUUCACCUUGGUGUUUUUCCAGGGAGUGUCCUUGAGUGUAGUCGUGUUCACCUAUCUGCAGAUCCUCAUCACUUGUGUUUUUAAGAAGCAGUCGGAUGCCAGGAGCAAAGCUAUUCAGACGUGUGGCGCUCAUUUGGUUGUUUUUUUGUUCCUGGAGUGCAACGCAUUUUUCACUUUGAUUGCGCAUCGUUUUGAAAACGCGCCCAUUUUCUUACGGAGGGCACUGGGAGUGUCAGUUAUGAUAUUUCCCCCUUUACUAAAUCCACUGAUAUAUAGUUUUAACACAAAAGAUAUCAGAAGACACAUACUGAUAUUCCUCAGAAGAAAAACGUUUCCAUCCUAA